This is a messenger RNA of Tupaia belangeri chinensis (Chinese tree shrew), 3557 nucleotides long. It is a transcript of the gene TTC19, whose product is annotated as tetratricopeptide repeat domain 19. Gene Ontology annotation, biological process: mitochondrial respiratory chain complex III assembly. Gene Ontology annotation, molecular function: protein binding. The coding region runs from base 14 to 958 and encodes 314 amino acids. Gene Ontology annotation, cellular component: mitochondrial inner membrane. NCBI's taxonomy places the organism in Eukaryota, Metazoa, Chordata, Mammalia, Scandentia, Tupaiidae. The record is from RefSeq and is a predicted model, not a curated record. The transcript is spliced from 11 exons.
CCUGCUGCCGCUGAUGGCAGCGCUCGCCUGGUUCUCGAGGCCCACUGAGGCGGAUGAGGAGCAGCAGCAGGGAGCGGGCGGGGCAGCCGCCGAGGACGCGGCGGACGAGGCCGAGGCCGAGAUCAUCCAGCUGCUGAAGCGAGCCAAGUUGAGCAUUAUGAAAGAUGAGCCAGAAGAGGCUGAGUUACUCUUGCACGAUGCUCUUCGUCUUGCCUAUCAGAGUGAUAACAAGAAGGCCAUCACUUACACUUAUGAUUUGAUGGCCAACUUAGCAUUUAUACGGGGUCAACUUGAAAAUGCAGAACAGCUUUUUAAAGCAACAAUGAGUUACCUGCUUGGAGGGGGCAUGAAGCAGGAAGACAAUGCAAUCAUUGAAAUCUCCCUAAAGCUGGCCAGUAUCUAUGCUGCUCAGAACAGACAGGAAUUUGCUCUCGCUGGCUAUGAAUUCUGCAUUUCAACUCUAGAGGAGAAAAUUGAAAGAGAAAAGGAGUUACCAGAAGACAUUGUGUCAGUGGAAGAGAAAGCCAAUACCCACCUCCUGCUGGGCAUGUGCCUGGACUCCUGUGCUCGCUACCUUCUGUUCUCCAAGCAGCCAUCACAGGCACAAAGGAUGUAUGAGAAAGCUCUGCAGAUUUCUGAAGAAAUACAAGGAGAAAGACACCCACAGACCAUUGUGCUGAUGAGUGACCUGGCCACGACCCUGGAUGCACAGGGCCGCUAUGAGGAGGCCCACGUUUACAUGCAGAGGGCAUCAGAUCUGGCCCGACAGAUCAACCAUCCUGAGCUGCAUAUGGUGCUCAGCAACCUCGCUGCAGUUCUGAUGCACAGGGAACGAUACACACAAGCCAAGGAGAUCUACCAGGAAGCACUGAAGCAAGCAGAGCUGAGAGGAGAUGAGGUUUCUAUACAGCACAUCAGGGAAGAGUUGCUGAGCUGUCGAAAAAAAGUAGACCUUUGACCUAACAAUAUCAAGCUCUAAAUCCAUUUUUGUUUUAAGGAGAGUAAUUUUUAGUAACCCAGAGGAGUAGCUAUUGUUCCAGUCUCUUUGACACCCAAAUCAAUGUCUGAUUAAAUCCUUGAUCUUGGUAUUCAGGUUUCUUCAAUUUAGCCUUGGUGAAGGACAAGCUGGAUAUACUGCCACUUUUGUUCUGUAAGGAAAAAUACUUUCAUCCCCAAGUGAUUAUGACCUCUGAGGACUGAUGUCAAGUGAUGCUUUCAGAAUGCGUGGCCAGGUGCUGUCCGUGUUGGUCUUGGUGUAUUACAGGUAGUGACGAGCCAGCUUUUUUCUGGGGCCUGGAUUUGGCAGUCCAGCCUGGCCUCUCUACAGUAAGAUUUUGGUCCACUGAUCUGCUGCUCUUUCUUCUCUUACUUUAUCACUGUCUGGCAGAGCAGAGCAGAGCUACCUGUCUCGUGGAAAAAAGAGAUGAUGGCUACCUCUUGGGAGACUAAAGACUGCCUGCUGACUUCUUACUCUGCUGACUGCAGUCUGUAAUAUGCAGUUUGAAUGAAACAGCAGAAGAUCUGGGAACCACCCACACAGCACUGCACUGGCCAGUGCAGGAAUUUGGGGACAUAAAUGGUGUUUCCAUCACCUCUUGCACCUUGAUGCUGAGACUUGUAAACAGAAUGCUACGGGAAAUAAGAGAGUGGCUGGCUGGCUGAUGUCCCAGAGAAGAACAUGGUGUUUCAGGUGAGACUGCACAGGGAUGGGCUUUACCUAGGGCUGAGAGCUGUCUGUGAAGAGGGAGGAGUACAGAUGCCCAGAAACUCACCUUCCUAAUCAGGGAAGCUUCCAGCUGACAAGAGGAGGGCAAGGAGGAGGAAAAUCCCUAGGAAGAACUACAGAUGUCUGUCUUACUAAUGGGCCAGGAAACAUGGUAAAUAAACUCAAACCAAAAUAACACAGUCUUGUAGCUGUCACGAAGCAUGUGGAACAGCACUCAUUUGUUCAUCUGACAGACGUUUACUGAGCAGUUAUAUACCUGAAUCAUAAUAAAAUUACAUUCUUACGGAGACGAUCAGACAAGACAAGGUGCUAGUCCGGCACAUGUGCAGGUUCUACACCUGCAGUGCACCUUCCUUCACUGAGGGAACAGUGGGUUUUCUGAGGCCAUACAAGUCACAAUCACCUGGGUAGCUCUAAAAUGCAAAUUUUCUACAUCACUGAGGCACAAUAAUUCACAUAUAUAAGUACUUGAGGUGGCUGCGAUGCACGUUCAAGUUUGAGGACUCUUGGUUUAAAGCAGGUGGGUAAACUGCUGCAAAGAAGGUGGUAACUGCUCCGAAAUGGGAAGGGAGGUCCACGGGAGCCACUGAGGCAGACUAGACGAGAGAACUGAGGGAGGGCUGGCUGAGAAAUGAGCAGUGGAGUAAAGGUCACUGUUAGGGAAGGGUGCACGAGUGUGUUGGGGGAGUGGAACAUAAACUCAAUCUGAGAUAGUCAAGAAGCAGGUGAGAUACUUGAGAACAAAUGCAAUCCAAGAAGACUCAUGCUGCAUUAAGGAGAGCUGGAUGGAAAAAGCUGGCUGGAUUCCAGAUUCUUACCUGGGCAUUUUCAGCACCAAAGUGACAGUUGAAACCCUUGGGGGCGGGGGGGAUGGAAUGACUCAGAUUUUAGGGCAAGAGACAAAAAGGGCUGAGAAGAGAGCCCUGAGGAAAACCAAACUCAUGGCGCAGACAGACUAAGCCUCUAAAGACACAGAAGUGGCCAAAGCAGAGAAAAAACAGACUAGAGAGUCUGAAAGCCAGGGGAGAGGUUCAGUGUCAAAAGCUGUGAAGAGAUGAAAUUAGACUUUAAAGUGGUAAGAGAAAGUCACUGGUGUCCCUGGUUGGGAACACUGAGGCAAGACACACACAGUGCAGUGAGGCUGUCUUGGCUGCUGCUGACUUUGCGUUCUCAGGUCCACUUUCCAGGGAAGGCUGACUAGCAGGUGUCCCGAGGUCCCAGGCACCUAGUUCUUUAAUAUAAAUCUCUUCCCACAAUCAGUAAGUUCAUCCAAUAAAAAAAAAAAAAAAGGUCUCUAAAACAGUUCUGUUAGUACUUGCAUUAAGAUAUUAACACACUUUAUGUCUGGUUCAAGUUAGGUACUUAAUUUUAUCAUACAUUUUCAGAGUAGAGACCAUUCGUCAUACUAAAAAUAGCCAACAGGAAUACUCUGCUCAGUGACUGUUGCAUCCUUGAGUGAGAGCGCUACUCCCUAAGGACAAUGAAAACGACGAGGUAAAAGAAGAAACCAGAAAGCAGGCCUCUGCAACUCAUGUGGCAUCCCCCUGCUGAGAGUUUCCUUCUCACUAAAAGCCCCGACAAGCACUAAGAGAUGAGUCGAACCAUAUCCAGGUGAGAUGACUCUCAACGACUGGUUGCCCAGGUCGCCCAGGUCUGUAUGUCUCUACACACUCACAGACCACUCUCUGGGUUCUGAGAGAAUCUGACAUGGCAGGACCAUAUUUUUGUUGGUGGUGUUUGCGAAGCUAUAAACAGUAGAUGAGACAGUUUACUGGAGACAGAGAAUUGUAAGAUGGUAAUAUAAAAAAAUAAAGGAUAUCUGUCAGCCUAA